UCGCGUGGCGAGGAGGCCCCGCUGCCCGACUGACCGUCCUCGGCGCCUCUUAUACCUUUACUCCGGUCUGCGCGUUCUUCAGGGAACGUACGUGCCCGUUUCACGUUCCACUCCGAGAGAGCGCGAUACACAUAUCCCCCUUUUUAAUAGAGUAACGUAUACACGAGCGGCCAACAAACGGACGUUGUCGACCCAAUUUUUGUCAGUGGUGCAUCGCGUGGUACCUCGAAGGUAACUGAGCCUUGGGCUUAAAGGGCUCCCCGUUCACCAAGUAGCCGUUCGACAGUUCUCGAGAUCGUUCACCGUUCGUUCGCACGAUCGUUCACUCCGACAUACGAUCGGCAAGAGUUCGGGCGAGACAGUGAUAUGGCACAAUUGAUCAGCGUCAAGCUGUCCAGGUUCGACGGAUCCCCCUGGGGCUUCCGUCUGCAAGGCGGCAAGGAUUUCGGCACGCCGCUCAUAGUGCAGAAGGUUAACAGCGGUUCUCCGGCGGAAGCUGCCGGUCUUAAGGCUGGCGAUGCGGUUAUCAGAGUCAACACCGCCGACAUGUAUAAUUUGAGGCACAAGGACGCGCAGGAUGUCAUAGUCAAGGCCGGAAAUAAUUUCGAAAUAACUGUCCAAAGAGGCGGCGGUACUUGGAAACCGCAUGUGACGCCCGUAACCACGAGCCUGCCGCCUCCGAUGCACACCGCAUCCGCGGGUAAUAUCGCGCCAGUCACAAAGACCUCUUUGGCAGCGAAAAAACAGGACGGACCCCUCAUCGGCAGCGGACACAACUUCAGCCCCAAGCCAUUCCUGAACGGCACCGGCGACGGUCCAAUUAAGUCCAUCGUGAACAAACAGUACAACAGCCCCGUGGGGAUCUACAGCGAGGAGACAAUCGCGGAGACACUGUCUGCUCAAGCGGAGGUCCUUGCCGGAGGUGUCCUUGGGGUUAAUUUCAAAAAGAAUGAAAAGAACUACAACGCUGAGAAUAGCGAGGUUUUCAAAAUGGUCCAAGAAGCGGACAAGGAGCCAAAGACCCCAGAACCUGUUCCUUCAAGGACAGAGUUUUACUCCUCGGUGAGCCACGCUGUUGGCGGGAGGGCCACUUCACCGAGGUCACCUACGCCUCUGUUUCAUGCAAUGGGCGGUGGUGGUAGCGCACCUGCCGAUAGCAGGCACUUUAUAUGGAUGGACGAAUCGUACGGAAGGAAUCGAGAACCACAACCGCAAAAGCAGGAAUCGUCCGCCGGGUCGGGCUCGUCGACGCCGGGCGGGGUCGUUUGUAGCAACUGCGACCGAGUGAUCGUAGGUGUCUUCGUCAGGAUCAAGGAAAAGAACCUCCACGUGGAGUGCUUCAAGUGCUCGACCUGCGGCACGUCCCUGAAGAAUGUCGGUUACUACAAUAUCAACAAUAAAUUAUACUGCGACAUUCACGCGAAACUCGUCGCUAGGCAAAAUACUCCGGCCGGUCUUCUACCCAUCACUAUACCAUCAGGUGGCAAAGCACCAGCUAGUACCAUUAGCGCGGCAUUGGCGAGUGCACCUUUAUCGCCACCCCUCAGCAAUCACGGAUCGUCGCCUCAGCCAUUCUCCGCGUGCAAUCGUACGAGCCCCGAUUCCGGAUUCCAGCAUACGUGGCGAUCGACUUCGAAUACAAAUGGAUGCAUCAGGAACGGCGAGUGCAACGGCGAGUCGAAAACGUUCACGAGCACGAUCACCAUCCAAACAGGUGGCACAGAGCCCACCACCCGCCUUGGCACCCCGCCCGUCGAUCCACCCAGCUUACGAUCAGUCCAGGCACCAACGAGCAACAGUCUCAUUGGUCCUAAGCCCUUCGGUGGAUCGAGUGGCUUCUCAUCGAAUCUAUCUCCGACUCCGACACUGAAUUCCGGCGGCAGUACCUUGCCACGUCCUCAAAGCCAGACUGUGACAGAAACUUCCAACAGCGAGACUUACGAAAGAUCCUGUUAUUACGAGGUCGUAGAAAACACGAAGGAUCAGUCCUUCCGUUCUGGCUCCGUAAGAUCCCGUCGAAAUCUCAUUUGGCCGCCCCCGAAACCUAUCGAAGAUAUCACAUAUCCCACUGCCAGUCCCUUAUAUAUCAAUCCAAAUCCUAUUCUUGAUAAAAGGUGCCAUCAAAUUAAAGAAAAGCGUGCCAGUAUUGAGGCUUGCGAGCGAGCUUUGAGCCGUAGAACCGAGAGGCAUCGAAGCGAGAGCAUCGAUCGAGAGGUCGAAAGAGUAUUGAGGGAGAACGGUCAUCGGCACGAAACUGACGCGAUGGAUCGGAUUAGCUGCCCUGGGCAACCAGUGUAUCGGCGUGUCGAGCUGGUGGACACCAAUAGCAGGGCCUCUCGAUCGGUCUCGAGGCCAAGUUCGACUGACAGCGUCCGAAGAUCGCUGACGCCCACCAAAAUUGUCCAACCUAUUCCAAAACCGUGGACCGCGACCGUCAGCAACGGAGGUACCAAUCUCUAUCAGCAAAGUUAUGUAAUACCGAUACAGCAGGAACAGCCUACGGAACAAAUUUGCAAGAAAUUCAUGCAGCGAGAAGUUUGUCACCGAGAACGUAUAUCAGGCGGCAGGGAACAUCGGGAGGAACAACGAGCUUACAGAACAGAGAUUUGUCGAAGGGAGCAAACAAUCUGUCCGAAACCGCCCUUGCCUGCACCUAAGCAGCAACAACCAGCAGAGACGGUUAAAGAAAUAGAUACUGAAACAAUCGAUCUAAGGGGUAACGAGACGGACGAAGGGGAAGUCUCGAAGGGAAUUCAAGGCGAACAUGAUUUCAUCACCGAGACGGCCGAAGAGACGGUAGACGGUGUGCACACGAAGCAAUCGGCAACUUUCGAAAAGACCGUGGAAAGGAUGCCAUCGCCGAUAGAAAGAGCUAACGUUCCGAUGAUAGAAGAGGCGGAAGACAAGACGGAGUCUCAGUGUUUCGCGAGAAGAACUGAGAAACACAUCAAUCGACAGGUGGAAGACACGACGGAACGAACUGUAGAGGAGUCCGCCGAAACGGUCACGUCGGCCAUCGAUGCUCAACAGAUGUUAGAAAAAGCAAAGCAAGAGGAAGAGGAAAGGAAGAGAGAAGAAGAAGAGGAGGAACGAAGAAAGGAAGAAGAAGAGAGAAGAAAGCGGGAGGCAGAAGAACGAAGACGUCAGGAAGAAGAAGAAAAAAGAAAACGAGAAGAGGAGGAGAAGAUUAAGAAGCAUGUUACCUUUAGUGAAGAGGAUGAAGAGGUCGAAGAAGUGCGGGAACAGCCGUUGGGAAGGACUGUCGUGCGAGAAGAACAUAUCACAGAAUCGGACGGUUCUACUCCAGGACGAACCAAGAUCACAAAAGAGACGUACGAGGAGAUUACCGAAGAAGUGCUGGUUCAGGAACGCGUGAGAAGAAAAGGAGCCGUAGAAGACGAGCGUAGAAAGAGCUUGCGUGAGCAAGUAGAAGUCCAUCAGAGCCUUCGAGACCAACAGGCCCCGGAGAGACGGAAUGUUGUUGCGAGAUAUGGACAGCAGCCUCAAGAGACCAUGGAGACAUGCAAGAAAAAAGUACAGUUCUUGAAAGAAACGGAAACUGGCCCGAAACCCCUGUCAGACACGCCCGUAAAAAAUUCCACGCCCAAGGAAUGGAAAUCUGAAAUGGUAAACGCCUUGACGACUGCAUCUGAUCGACCAUACACGCCGCUGAACGCCACUUCCAGCGUAAAAGAACUCUACACCGAGGAAACCAUUUACUUGGACCACAGAUGUCGACCUAAACCACCGCCGCCCAAAGAGGAGGUUCGUCCAAUCUCGCCUUUCCAGCAAGCACUAACGAUAGCGCCUGAACGACCUUACACUCCUCUGAGUCGCGAAAUCGGGCCAGAAGAUCAACAAAUUGUCAACAAAUCCCAGAAUCUGAAUCUUGAAGCACAAAAUGGCGACUACUGCCCGCCGUUAAAUAUUCUAUACGGUAAAGAAGGUACAACGAAAGAAUCUUACGCGCGAGAGCAGAUGUAUAUCAAGAAGGAAGUCAAAGAAUCGAGGCCGCGACCUUUGCCCACUCCGCCACCUGAUCAUCGUCUGAGAGACUCUUCGGCGUCACCUAACGCGAGAUCUCGACCGGAAACGUUUAAAUCAUACAAAUCUUUCACAGCUAGUCUGAAAAAGCCGGACGCCAUACCGGCCUAUCAGAAGAAUUUGGUGGCGAUGAAGAAAGGACCUGUAGAAGGUCAACCGUUUGUUCCUAGUAGAACACCUACCCCAACGCCUUGCAGAUCCAAGUCACCUGCUCAAGGACCACCCGAGCCUCCGGCUUGUUAUGUGAAAGCCCAAGCCCCAAGAGUUCGAGAAGAUCCACCACCGUCGAAACGUGGUGGAUCAGUGCACUUUCCAUCGCGUAAAACGAUCUCUUACCACGUGGAGGAAGAUACUGACAGUGGUCAUAAAAAGCAGGAAUAUUCCGCUUCGAGGACUGUCAAUUACGACGAGAAGGAAACCAGCAGUCUCGACGCAGGUCCGACAGACGCACUUUACGCUCAGUUCCAGGAAACACGGUGUAUGACGAGUGAAGAGACUAGCCAGCAGGAGAAUACUGCGACUCACGUAAAGACAUCACUUCAGGUAGUCGAAGAUUACGAGAAAUGUGAGCAAAAAGAAGUAUUACCGGCAGCAUCAUCGCCGCCAACUCCGAAACCAAGCAUCUGUGCCAUCAGUAAGAUGAGCCACACGAAGCCUUCCUUGUCGUGCCCCAUGACAACAUCUACGCCAAUCAGACAGCCGACCUACAGCAGUUCCACCGAGGUGCGUCACGUGCGAUAUGAGACUCCUUCACCGAAAUCUUGUUCGGAAACAGGAGUGACUGUUCUACCUUGCAAAGCGCAUUCUGAUCAGGGAAUCAAAGCCGGCGUCGUCGUAGUGCCCUGCGAUGGCUCCCAGACCACCUGUUCUAGAUCCGGAAUCUGCGUGACAGCCACGAAAGACCGAUCGGGCGUGUGCGUAUCGCCUUCGUUCGGUAUGCAAUCCGGUACUUGCGGUCAACCGUCAGGUACUUGCGGUCGCGAAUCUGGCUGUGACUUCAACAUCUCCAACUGUCCGGAUUCUGACGUCUGCAUAGCUCCGUGUGCCGACGGUUCCGUCUGCGUGGCACCUUGCAAAAAAUCUGCCAUCCAAUCCAGGGCAAAUCUUCCCUUCCCACAAAUUCCACUUCCCUACGAAGAAGCUUCCCCACCGGUUCCUCAAUGUUCAGCUCCUAACUUCAAACCUCGCACUAAUUUGAGUGGCCAGCUUGCACGAUUGACCGCCAAGAACGGCCAGUCAAACGUGCCCGUGGUACAGCUUUACAAGCCGAUUCAGACUCCGGCUCAGACACCUCAGAUCCAAAACUACACCGAAAACACUUAUUACCACACUCAGAGUUACCGCGAAACUCAUUGCGAGUCCGGCAAUCAUUGCCAGAACACUGAGAACCGCUGCCAAGACCAGAUCCAUUGUGAUCCCCCUAGUAAAACCCAGAGUUUAGUAGACCCACCAAAUUUGUCGUCCCACCCGGAUCUAGGUUCUGGAAUCGGUGGCCUCGGCAGCGCGGGUCCCAAGAGCGGAUCGUUCGCCGGUAGCAGCGCGCCGAAACGUGGACGGGGUAUCCUGAAUCAGGCUGUCGGAGCGGGCUCGCGUAUACCCAUGUGCGCUCACUGCAACUCCUACGUCAGAGGGCCUUUCAUCACCGCUUUGGGACAAAUCUGGUGCCCCGAUCAUUUUGUCUGCGUUAACGCCCAAUGCCGCCGUCCUCUUCAAGACAUCGGCUUCGUCGAGGAAAAAGGACAACUCUAUUGCGAGUACUGUUUCGAGAGAUUCAUUGCGCCUACGUGCAACAAGUGCAACAGCAAGAUCAAGGGCGAUUGCUUGAACGCAAUUGGAAAGCAUUUCCAUCCUGAAUGCUUCAACUGCGCUUACUGUGGCAAGCUCUUCGGCAACAGUCCGUUCUUCCUAGAGGAAGGAUUGCCAUACUGCGAAGCUGAUUGGAACGAACUGUUUACCACGAAAUGCUUCGCGUGUGGUUUCCCAGUCGAGGCUGGCGACCGUUGGGUGGAAGCCCUGAACAAUAACUAUCAUAGCCAGUGUUUCAACUGCACGAUGUGCAAGAAGAAUCUCGAGGGCCAAAGCUUCUAUGCGAAAGGCGGUCGUCCGUUUUGCAAAAAUCACGCGCGUUAAAAUCACCCGUUCUCGACCAUCGAAAACGAUCGAUGGGACGACAGGAGAGGAAAAAAUAGGAAGAUCAAAGAAAUGGAGAAAAAGUUCAGCGAAGAGAGAAGCGUACAGUGUUAAUGCAUCAAUUACUUUAUCGUGAUUACUUUUUUUUCUGUGUCUUCGACCGAGAUCACUUGACUAACCCUUCAUUAAAUCCGCGAGCGAUCCUUCGUACAUCAACAAAAAUAUAAGAUCAAUUAGGGUGAUUAUGACAAAGAAACAUCUUUAUCGUUGAAUUUGAAAAUGAAUCACAAUAUCGACAAAAAA
Messenger RNA from Wasmannia auropunctata (little fire ant), 6477 nucleotides. RefSeq lists its product as uncharacterized. Gene Ontology annotation, biological process: muscle structure development; actin cytoskeleton organization; heart development. The record is from RefSeq and is a predicted model, not a curated record. Bases 367 to 6174 code for a protein of 1935 amino acids. The transcript is spliced from 16 exons. Gene Ontology annotation, molecular function: muscle alpha-actinin binding; actin binding. Gene Ontology annotation, cellular component: adherens junction; stress fiber; Z disc. NCBI's taxonomy places the organism in Eukaryota, Metazoa, Arthropoda, Insecta, Hymenoptera, Formicidae.